AUGGCUGAGAAACCUUCAAAUGCCGUGGAGCUUACUGUUGUUGAUACCAACUCGUGCAAGUGGCACGACUUGCCGAUUGACUUCAUGAAAUGCGCCAUACAGGUUAUACCAUUAAUCAAUGAUACGGAGUCGGGCAUGGCAAUAGUCAAGGCCAGAUAUCCCCGGGGCGUCUGUGAUCCGUGGCAUAGCCAUCCGUGCGCGCAUGGAUUGUAUGUUCUCGAGGGCACACUGAAGACGCACCAAGGCAACUACGAACCGGGACACUUUGUCGCAUUUCCAGAGGGAGGCGUGAUGAUACAUGGAGCCACCGAUGAGCAGGAUUGUGUGGUCCUCUUUAUUACGAAUAAGAAGUUUGAGAUCCAUUUUGCGGGGGACAAGAACGAUCCGAAAGCUCCGGUACUGGCCUCUGGUUAG
Molecule: messenger RNA, 414 nt
Organism: Aspergillus pseudonomiae
Lineage: Eukaryota; Fungi; Ascomycota; Eurotiomycetes; Eurotiales; Aspergillaceae
Product: cupin domain-containing protein
Exons: 2
Coding region: 1-414 (137 amino acids)
Source: RefSeq, a predicted model, not a curated record